UUAAAUCUUAAUCUGGUUAAUCUCAAGAUGAAUUAAAAACUGAUACAGUUUAUAUAAAACGAUGUGUGUAUGUACGUGAACAAUUUUACAAAGAACACCUUUGGCUGAGCUAUAAGCCUGCCCGGUCCGUAGUCUCUCGUUAGCAACAGCUUUCCCACCACACUGUCAUAGGGAAACACCAUUACCUUGUCACGGCAAGAAAUGGAUCGCGUAUAUGACUAGUACAAAGUUUUUACGAAAACGGAAGGAAUUCGACUUCAGAAACACACACACACAUACAUACACACAAACCAAAGCUGAUCUAGAAGUAAUUUCUUAUUCGUCAUGAAAGUCGGACUGUUCAGAACAUCGUGAGCUAACUAGGCGUUCGGAACACGGAAUGAAGUCCAAUAUAUCCUCGCUGAUAUGUCAGGAGGGUGAGGGGGAGGAGUCUGUACCUUCUCCUGGAACCAACAGCACAUCAGAUGAGGAGUGGCACCCCAGUACUGACAGACGCCGAGCCGGACUGCCGAGGAGAGAGAAGUGUCUGAAAAAAAAAGAAAACCUACCCCAACGUCCAGUGUUGAAUGAAAAUGAGGAUGAGAAUGAUCAGCUCUGUGAUGAUCAAUUUUACUGCGAGGAGUGCCAGUCCUUCUACUUUGAAGAGUGUGAAACCCACGGCCCUCCUUCCUUCACCCACGACUCCCCGAUUCCACUCGGGGUUCCUCAGAGAGCCCUGCUCACUCUGCCCCCGGGCAUGGUCAUUGGGCGUUCCAGCAUCCCAGGAGCAGGCCUUGGGGUGUUUAACCAGGGACAGCUGGUGCCUGUUGGAAUGCAUUUUGGACCAUUUGAGGGAGAGGUGACCAGUAAGGAAAAGGCCAUUGAGAGUAGCUACUCAUGGGUGAUCUGUAGGAAGAAGAACCAGUAUGAGUUCAUUGAUGCCAUACGAGAUUCUCAUUCCAACUGGAUGAGGUAUGUGAGCUGUGCACGCAGUGAGGAGGAGCAGAAUCUUGUGGCUUUUCAGCACAGGGGACGAGUCCUGUACCGGUCUCUCCGCCUGAUCCCUCCAGGGCAGGAGCUCUUGGUGUGGUAUGCAGACGAGUACGCCAAGGAGCUGGGCAUCAUCUGGGACUCACUGUGGAACAAAAAGUGCACUAUAGCAGAUGUGUCGACAGAAGAGCACUCCAAGGUCUUCCCCUGUAUGGAGUGCCAGUUCUCCUUCACUGCAGAAGUCUACCUCCAUAAGCACAUCAGACGCUCUCAUCCUGAAGAGUUCACCAGGCUCCAAGGGUCAGGGUCUAUCUGCAGCCAGUGCGGGAGGGGGUUCAGUAACUUGGACAGCCUUAAAGAGCACCAGUGUGCCGAGGCGGGGGAGAGGCCUCACUGCUGCUCCGAGUGCGGGAGGACCUUCACCCGCUCGUGCCACCUCAAAAGGCACGAGCGGACCAUCCACAUUAAGGAGAAGCCGUACUGCUGCAGCCAGUGUGGGAAGUGCUUCAGCCAGUCGGCGGGGCUGAAACGACACCAGCACGUACACACAGGAGGCAGACGGAACCAUGGGAGGGUGGACGUAAUGCCCAAGGUCUUCCCCUGUUUGCACUGCACUUUCUCAUUCACGUCAGCGUUCCUUCUCCAUAAGCACAUGAAGCGCCAUCACCCAGAGGAGCUCUGCGGGCAGCAUAACGAACCUAACGGGACUGAGAGCGACGUCCCCAAGCAGCUUCCGCUUUCCGACGCCCCGCCCGACGAAACCAGGACCGCUUCCGACACUCCCCCGGCUCAUUGGAACUCCAGAAAAGGGAAGAUCUUCAAGCGCCUCGGAGCAUCAGCGCCGGCAAAACGCCAAAAGGCCGAGAGACCGUUUCCGUGCUCUCAGUGCGGGAAGAGUUUCAGAGACGCCGAGACCCUGAAGGGCCACCAGUGUGAGACUGAGGAGGGGCCGUUCCAUUGCCUGGAAUGCGGGAGAAGCUUCACUCGCUCGUGCAACCUCAAAAGGCACCAGCGGACCAUCCACACGAAAGAGAAGCCGUACUGCUGCAGCCAGUGCGGAAAGUGCUUCAGCCAGUCGGCGGGGCUGAAGAGACACCAGCAGAUACAUGCGGACGGGAGACGACACCACCAGGGCGUGGAUGUGGCUACCCAGGUCUUCUCCUGCUCGUACUGCACGUUCUCCUUCACUGCCGAGCGCUACCUCUACAAGCACCGAAAGCGAUACCACCCUUUGGAGCACCUGCUCAGGACCGGGUCGGUCCGGGUGGCUCAGAUAGGGGACGGACCUAACUUUUGCUCCCAGUGCGGGAAGAGUUUCAGUUGCCUGAAAAGCCUUAAAGCUCACCACUGCAUGCGGGUGGGAGAGAAACUGUACCUCUGCACGGACUGUGGGAAAAGCUUCUCUUGGUUCUACGGCCUCAGACAGCACCAGCGCAUUCACACCGGGGAGAAACCGUUCGGCUGCACCGAGUGCGGGAAGCACUUCGUCCACUCGGGGCAGCUGAACGUUCACAUGCGGACGCACACGGGAGAGAAGCCGUUCCUCUGCACCGAGUGCGGCGAGAGCUUUCGGCAGUCGGGAGAUCUUAAGCGUCACGAGUGGAAACACACGGGGGUGAGGCCCUGCCGCUGCGAUGAGUGCGGAAAGAGCUUCAGCCGCCCACAGAGUCUUAAAGCGCACCAGCAGCUGCACACAGGAGAGAAACUGUACCACUGCUCUGUGUGUGGCAAGAGUUUUGCUCGAAGUUGGCACCUAAGAAGACACCAUCAGAAAAUGCAUUCCUCUUGAGCAUAUAUGCAUUAGUGUGCGCUUAAUGAGCUUUGUGUGUGAUUUACCAUACCCUCAUAAUCCAGACAACAUCAUUCAAUAACUGUUUAAAGACAAUACAUCUACAUGAUGUACGUGAAGUAUGGUCUGAACAGUUCUGGGGAAAAAGUUUCUCUCCGAAAUAUUUAACAGCUGAAAAUGUUUGAUUCUAGGGCGACCUAUAGACAUAGUGCCUAAGGUGCCUGACUGGGACCUGAAAGGUUGGUCGUUGAAGCCCCAGUGUAGCCACAAUAAGAUCAGUGCAGCUGUUUGGGCCCUUGGGCAAGGCCCUUUACCCCACAUUGCCCCAGGGGGAUUGGCCCCUGUUCAGUCUAAUCAAUCUCCCUUUGGAUAAAAAUGUCAGCUAAAUAAGUAAUGAUUGAAAGCGGUGUUUAUUAACAUAUAACAUGGUUCUGUUUUUGCUCACAUGCUUGAAAAAUACCAAAUGUGUACAGAUGGCAAUUAAAGCUCUAAUGAUAAACA
Molecule: messenger RNA, 3259 nt
Organism: Conger conger (European conger)
Lineage: Eukaryota; Metazoa; Chordata; Actinopteri; Anguilliformes; Congridae
Gene: prdm9
Product: PR domain containing 9
Exons: 7
Coding region: 380-2758 (792 amino acids)
Biological process (GO): regulation of DNA-templated transcription
Cellular component (GO): nucleus
Molecular function (GO): protein binding; RNA polymerase II cis-regulatory region sequence-specific DNA binding; DNA-binding transcription factor activity, RNA polymerase II-specific
Source: RefSeq, a predicted model, not a curated record